Messenger RNA from Oncorhynchus mykiss (rainbow trout), 8628 nucleotides. The record is from RefSeq and is a predicted model, not a curated record. NCBI's taxonomy places the organism in Eukaryota, Metazoa, Chordata, Actinopteri, Salmoniformes, Salmonidae.
UCUACCUCUCUCUCGUGUUUUGUCUGUGCUCGCCAGAGCACUGCAACAGUUUCACACUGAGCAUCAGCAAAGCAGUGGAAGAGCAAAGAAGAGGAAACCGAAAAGCAAGAGAAGAGCAGAGAAAACGGGAGUACGGAAUUGUUUACAUAUGAGAGAGGGAGCACAGGACUGUCUGUAUAUGACAGAGAGGGAGUACGGGACUGUCUGUAUAUGACAGAGUCAAUGAGAGAGGGAGUACGGGACUGUCUGUAUAUGACAGAGUCAAUGAGAGAGGGAGUACGGGACUGUCUGUAUAUGACAGAGUCAAUGAGAGAGGGACUACAGCAGAUUAAAGAAAAGGAGGAGGGGAUGAGAAGAGUGUGAGAGCGGGGGAUAGAGAGGGAAACAGUGGGUUAUAGAGCUGGAAUGCGCUGACAUUAAGGACCUGGCUGUUUGUAUAUGCAUUUGGCCCAGCACAUUCUGCCGAGCAACAGGUUUGAGCACACACACACAAACAGACACGCACGCACACACACACACACACACACACACAGCUCUGUUUGCUUUGGAGGAUAAGCCCAGGAGGCCCUGUCCGCAGAAGAGUACACCUUCCAGGGAACUUUUCCCGCCCCCCUCUCUCUCUCUCCUCCUUCUCUCCUUCUGCCUUCCCAAAUGUACCCUCCUCCCUCUGGCUGCCCAACCCAGCCUACCUGCUCCAGUCAGGACUCGCAGAGCCCAGUGGGAGACACACACACACACACCGAGAAGCUGGAAUACUCUACUGUUUACCACGGACCUGGCACGAACAGAAUCUAAGAGAGACAGAUAGACUGAGAGUCCCAGACACCCAGCCUUCCACUGACUUCCAGCAGGAUGUCUAAAGCUUCACGGCUGGCUCGACCAUCCUCCGCCGGGGCGGGCUCCAAGGUGUCGUCGUCCCGUAAGGAGGCUCCUGGUGGGGCUCGAGCCCGGGUGGUGAGUGUAGGGGAGAAGCUGAUGAGGGCCGGCAGCGACGGGACCCUGACCAAGCAGAGGGGCCUGGCUGCAGCCGCCCCACCUGCACUGCAACAGGCGGACAAACAGCAGUCCCAGAUGCAGUCUCAGACUCAGAGCCAUUCCCAAAGCCAGGCACAGACUAUGGACAUGGUGGCCCAACCCAAGAGCAGAAUCAGCCCACCUAAAGCCUCAGCUCUUCCACAGGGCUCUAUGCACAAGCAAACCAAAAGCAACCUAAAGGUGACCUCCCCGGAGGACGCCGAGCACCUGAGCAGGAGGCAGGGCCCCCCGAAUGGGACCCCCACCCGGGCCCAGGACCCCAAAAGUAACAGCAGCCGCAACGUCCCCCGCAGGCAUACGUUAGGGGGGGCACGCAGCUCCCGAGAGAUCCUGGCCAUGCAGCCCUCGGACAUGGACAAGAAGAGGGAGGCCUUCCUGGAGCACCUGAAACAGAAGUACCCUCACCACGCCUCGGCCAUCAUGGGCCACCAGGAGAGGCUCCGGGAACAGUCCUUACAGGGCAUGUUGUCUUCUCUCCACUCUGAGCUUGACAUUCAGAGGUACUUGCUGAAAAUCCAAUUUCCCCACACAAGCAGAAGCCCUAAACACGGCCUUAGCAGCUCCAGUGUAGGGGACCAGGCUGAGCACCUCUCCCUGGCCUCCCUGGAGUCUCUGGACACCAUGUCAGAGGCUGAUGCCCCCACCACUUUCACCAGAGGCAGCCGCUCCCGCGCCAGCCUGCCCGUAGUGCGCUCCACCAACCAGACCAGGGACCGCUCACUAGGCGUGCUGUACCUGCAGUACGGAGAGGAGACCAAGCAGAUCCGGAUGCCCAAUGAGAUCACCAGCGGCGACACCAUCAGGGCUCUGUUUGUGAGUGCCUUCCCCCAGCAGCUCACCAUGAAGAUGCUGGAGUCUCCCAGUGUGGCCGUCUAUGUCAAAGAUGACAUGAGGAACAUGUACUACGAGCUUACUGACGUCAGGAAUAUCACAGAUCACUCCUGCCUGAAGGUGUACCACAAGGACCCGGCACAAGCCUUCAGUCACGGCCCAAGACCCACCAACGGCGAUGCCAGGAUGCACAGAGAGGUGAUGUAUGGCAGCAGAGAUGGCCAGCACCCCCCAAUGCGACAGCUCUCAAUGGGCCCCCCUCCACACCACCCCAUGCAGGGCUCCCUGUCCCCACCCACGGCCCACUCCCUGCCCCCCUCGCCCUCCCGGAUCCCCUUCGGCCCGCGCCCGGGGUCCAUGCCCGGCACUGCCACCAUGCCACGGGAGCGCAUUUCCAACGCCACCCCUCCUGCACGAUCCGUGUCCCCCUGCCCCAGCGCCAUCCUGGAGAGGCGGGACGUCAAGCCCGACGAGGACCUGAGUGCUAUGAGUCCCAGCCUAUUGAGGGGUGGAGAGGGGCUGUACGCUGACCCAUACUUGCUCCUCAAUGAGGGGAGGAUGGGCCACGGCCUUGCCCAUGGAGGGCACCCUCCUGCUGGGGACAUUGUGGACCAUGGCAGCCUGGCUGGAUACCACCGCGUCUCCAUCCGCUCCACAGGCUCCUACAGUGGGCCCAGCCCCACCGAGGCCAUGGAACAACCGUCACUCUACCGCCAGAAGUCCAGGAAGUAUGGAGACAGCCAGCUGCCUACACUGGGCUCCAAGACCCCACCCCCCUCACCCCACAGGAUGGCAGAGGUGAGGAUGAUUGACAUCCACGGGGCGCCACCCCCUCCCAGCGGCAUUCCCCAAGAGCGCUCCUCGCCCGUUCGGCAGUCCUUCAGGAAGGAGGAAGUGGUGAAAAGCAGAAACAACAUGGCGUCUCCAGUUGUCCCAGACCUCCAGGGUGGUCACGGCCCUAUCCCGCCAGCCAACGACCCCCAGACACGAGAGCGAAUGAAGGCUAUGGAGCAACAGAUUGCCAGCUUGACUGGUCUUGUUCAGCAUGCACUUUUAACGUCCCCAAACACUAGUGGCACCAACGAGGCUCUCAGCGAACGACCCAUGAAGACAUCAAGACAAGCGUCUCCGGUUCAGAGUGCACACAGUGCAGGAGGUUCCCCUAUCCUAGCACCCAAAAGUGCCGCACUCCCCUCUGAGAGUGGCUCCACCCCUGCACUACCAGGCUCUGCCCCCUUUCAGGCCAACCUGUUCCAGUUCAAGAAGAAUGUCUCGGACCUUCGGCUGCAGCUCCAUCAGAUGAGACAGCUGCAGCUCCAGAACCAGGAGGCUCUAUGUGUGCAGCUGAAGCGGGCUGAGCAGGAGAUCAGCAUAAAGUUGGCGGAGGCCAUGAAACAUCUGGAAGACCCGGUCCAGAGACAGAGAGCCCUGGUGGAGGAGGACAGACGCGAGUACCUGGGCUUGGAGGAGAGAGUACUCAACCAGCUAGAGGAACUGGAGCAUUACGUGGACACUCUGAAGAGGGAGACCAGCUCGGCGGGGGCUCACAGAGCUGUGACACUGAAGCAUGUGGAAGAGGGGGCCGUUAGCCUCAGGAAAGUGGGAGAGUCUCUGGCAGGACUCAGAGGAGAGUUCCCGCCACUGCAGACCAGGAUGCGUUCUGUCCUGAGGGUGGAGGUGGAGGCAGUUAAGUUCCUCAAAGAGGAGCCCCACAAACUGGACAGCAUGCUGAAGAGAGUCAAGUGCCUCACGGAGACACUCAGCAGUCUGAGGAGAUGUGCUACAACCCCAAUAGAGAGCAGCCCGGCCACCAGCACCAUGGUGGACCCAGACCCCCCAGCGGAGCCUCCAGCCUCCCCCUCGGCCCUGCCCGAGCCCCAGAUCUCCUCCAUCAGGUCUGAGGUGGUCAUGCCCUCCUGCCCUAUGGUCAUCCACCACGUCCAGAGCUCUCCGGUCCACAUUCAGCAGUCCCAGCAGUCUGCAGCCCUGCUGGUCCAGCCCAGUCCCCCCAUAACCCCCACCCACAGCCAGGGCCGGGACUCCCCCAGCUCAGCCAAGGGCUCCACAGGCACCGCCUCGUCCUCCAACUCCAACCCCUCCAGCCAGGGGGGAAGCCCUGCACAGCAGAAGAAGACCCCUGCUGCCACUGCUUCAGCCAACCAAGAGCUGCCCACCCAGGCUCUGGUCAAUAACGGCAGCAAUGGGACAGGGAACUUCUUCAUCGAGGAGAUUCUCACCAAGAGCAGCAAGAGCAAAAACAGGGCCAUGUCUAUAAAGGCAGCAGAGAAGGAGUGGGAGGAGCGGAGGCAGAACAUGGGCCACUAUGAUGGGAGGGAGUUUGAGAGGAUCCUGGAUGAGGCCCAGGCCAACAUGAUGAAGGGCAUCCCCUGUAGGGAGGUGCCGAGCGAGGGGGAGGCCUCUGCAGUGACCCCUGCUGCCCUGGAGGACCAAGUGGAUUCCCCCAAGCCUGUGACACCAACCACGGAAGAGACUCCGCCUGAGCCCAGCUCAGAGAAACCAGCCAUAGCCAAGCUUGCUGGUCCUGAGAAACUCCCCAAGCCGGUACUAGAGAAGCCCACAGACAAAGUGGGCAAAGUCAGCUUGGAGGCCAGCAAGUCUCCUCCCCCUCCUCCGCCCAGAAAGACCUUCUCCAGCUCUGGAAUGACCACCACUCGGUCUGGAGAGGUGGUCUACACCAGCAGGAAUGAGUCUGCCUCGGGACAGGAGGAAGAGGAGGCUGAGGUCCCAGCUGCCCAGCGCAAACCCACCAAGAUCCCCCCAGAGACCACGCCUUCCACCCCUGCCCCCGUUGCUGCCUCAGCCAUCCACGAGGAGGAGGACGACGAGGGGGACAAAAUCAUGGCAGAGCUGCAGGUCUUCCAGAAGUGCACAGUUAAGGAUGUAGGGGUGAAAAGUAGUGUGCUAGAGACACACCCUACUCGAGUUGAGCCCCAGAUCAGAGAGCUAAGACCCGGGGCCUUAUUGCCCCUCAAAGAGAAAAAGCAGAGCUCUGAGAACACUCGUGAGGACAAAGAUCCCAACGCGGAUGAAAACGGGAACACCACCCCUCUUCGUCAGAGCCCUGGGGUGAUAUACUACGUAACUGGGCAGAUCUCCAAAGAGCAGCCACCACCCCUGGCCCCAGUGGAGGAGGCUCCUGAAUGCAGAGACAACCCAACACUGUCCCCCUCACAGGUGUCAAAUGUGAAUGCUAAUGACAAUUCUCCAAGCCAGCAGCCACAGCAGCCGCAACCGAAACCCCAGCAGUUAGGGCCACCUAUAUCUCCCAAGCCUCUGUUCUUGAAUUGCCCCAGCCCUCUGUCUCAGAAACAGGUGGUGAGCUCAGAGUCGUUGAAGACCAGCCCAGGAAUAUUAGAUGGAGUUCUGGAAAGCCCAAUGGUCAACACAGUAGAUAAGCCUCAGAUAAGCACAGUCAAGAGACUUGAGUCUCCAGUCUCCUCAGUCAUCCAGGAGUCCAGCAUUUCACUUAGAAAGAGUGUUGUGUUGCCGGCUGCAUUGCCUAAAGUUUCUCCACCAAUCACCAUAACAGAGGCUCCUAAGGCAGUGGCGUCUCCCACAGAGAAGGCCCUUAGUGAGGCCACCAAUCAACCCAGAGAUCAGCCCAGACCCAAGUAUGAGGAAGUGGAAGAAGAGGCCUUCCUGAGCCCUGACCUCCCUGGUGAGGCAGGCCCUCCGCCCCCAGACAACAUAGCCUUCAUGAUCACCAACACCAAGGUCCAGGCCCUGUCCUGUGGGGAAUACCAGGAUCUGGUCAAUGCCAAACGGGGCAUCCAGACUGUGACUGUGGGGGGGGGGCCUGGGAACCGGGACAUGACCCACACUACCCCGGGCGGCGACGGCGGCAGCUCGGUGGGGUCACAGGACGACAGCUUCAACAACAAGAAGCCGGUCAUCAUCAUCUUUGACGAGCCCAUGGACAUCCGCUCGGCCUACAAGCGCCUAUCUACGGUGUUUGAGUGUGAGGAGGAGCUGGAGAGAAUGCUGGCCGCGGAGCGCAUAGACGAGGAGGACGAGGAGUUGGAGGAGACAUGGGGGAGCAGCGGUGGACUGCAGGUAAAGGUCGGGCCCGAGGGGGGAGAGAGGGCGGCUGGUCCCACGGCCAUCAAGGCCCCCAGCGGCGCUCUUUGCUCUUCCAGUACUGACUUGUCGCACUCUUCCUCCUCGUCUGCGGAGCUCGUCGAGUCGUCCAGCGACGGCAAGCCAGACGGGAAGAAGAAGUUCAAGUUCAAGUUUCCCAAGAAGCAGCUGGCCGCUCUGUCUCAAGCCAUCCGCACAGGCACCAAGACAGGCAAGAAGACGCUGCAGGUGGUGGUGUACGAGGACGAGGAGGAGUCGGACGGCACGGUCCGACAGCACAAGGAGGCCAAGAGGUUUGAGAUCCAAAGCCGCUCCAAACAAUCUGUUCUUCCAGCAGACAUGUCACCCAAGGCCCAGGCUCCAGCUGUAGUAAGGCGGGAGCAUUCAGAUUCCCAAGGCAGGACGGCCGAGAUCCGGAAGAGCACCUACAAGACCCUGGACAGCCUGGAGCAGACCAUCAAGCAGCUAGAGACCACCAUCAGUGAGAUGGGCCCCGCAAGGCCCCACCAGGAGGAACCAGUGAGGAGUGCAGCCAGCGUGGAGCCCCAGGCUGGGUGUGGGGAGAGUGAAGGCCUGAAGAGGUCCUUAUCACUCCCUUCUAAGAGUUCACUCCCCAAGGUCCCCCAGCCCAAUAAGGCCUCCUCUCUGAGGAAGAAGACCAAACCUCAGCUCCUCCCCAGGCCAGCCGCCCUACCCACCGCCACCAUCAACCCCAGCCAACAGAACGCAACCAGUGUCGCUUCCCCAUCUAGUCGGAUGCCAGUGCCCAUGUCUGCGAAGUCCAGGCAGUCACCAGGGACUACUACAGACAAAGCAGGAAAACAGCAAAAGCUACAGGACAGCGCUCAGAGGCAGUUCCGACAGGCUAACGGAAGCGCUAAAAGAGCAGGGGAGGGUCAUAAAACUACUUCCCCUACUAUACCUGCCUCUAAAAUUCCUGCUUUUUAUCCUAGCUCUGCUAAAGGCAACUCCUCCCAGUCUGCUCCAAACUCAGAUGCUACUAACCCUAUUACCCUUUUCCCCUCUUCCAACUCCUCCUCUUCCUCCCCCCACACCACCAAGUCCUCCAUCCCGUCCCCUCACGCCCCCCGCCACCCUGGCUCAGCCCUCCCCACCUCUUCCCACAUCCCCUCCUUCUCUAACGGUUCCUCCUUCAAACUCCCCAAGCCCUCUCACACAGGUAAAGCUCUCUCGUUCUCCUCGCAGACUCAAAACGGCCGAGCACCCUCCUCUUCCUUCUCCUCCCCCUCCCCUCUGUCACCCACCCCGUUGGGCCCCGGUGUGAAGAGCAUCCGCACCAUACACACCCCCAGCUUCACCAGCUACAGGCCCCAGAAUGGCAGCAGCGGCAAAUCCUGCAUCCCAACCGCCACAGCAGCCAAGGACUCCACUUAAUACAGUUACCCUGUUUGGGUUACUACUCUCUCUUUCUCUCUCUCUUUCUCUCUCUCUCUUUCUCUCUCUCUCUCUUUCUCUCUCUCUCUUUCUCUCUCUCUCUCUCUCUCUCUCUCUUUCUCUCUCUCUCUUUCUCUCUCUCUUUCUUUCUCUCUCUCUCUUUCUCUUUCUCUUUCUCUCUCUCUUUCUCUCUCUCUUUCUCUCUCUCUCUCUCUCUCUCUCUCUCUCUCAGGAGCUAAAUUUAUUCUGUUGUUUAUUGGUUUGUAUUUUGUUGUAAAAAGGGUAAUGGAUGCACUUCCCCAACCAUUCAUCUUUCAAUUUGAUUUGUCACUGGCAUUCUCACACUGAUGCUUUGACUUCGUUUUAAGUUGCAUUUUCCUUUGGCUGAUGCUUUGAACUUGAAUCCUGGAUUUUAAAAAGGUGUAUUAGAGUACUGAGGAAAUUAUUUUAAAGAUAAAAAUGUAAAAAAAAAAUGAUUUUUCUGACUAUCUAAGAAAAUACAGUUGAUGUACAAUCACCAUUACCGUGUAAAAAAAAGAAAAAAACGUUUUAUUUUUGAAAACCAGAGACUGGAUAACCAUAGUAUAUCUUCAUCUUACACUUUCUUGUGUUCUCAUUCAGUAUAACCCUUGUAAAUGCCUUUUAUGAAUGUAUACUGUAAGUAUACAGACGUUUAAAGUGGAAUUGCAUUGACCUGAUUUCUAUUUUGCUAAGACUAUUUUCUCAUAUAGUUAUCCAUGCACUGCCAAUGUAUUUUUUUAGAAGAUUUAUGAGAUUUAUCAGUUAUUUCUGUAGUUAUUGUGCCUACUUGCCAAAGUUAUGUCAUUUCCUGACUGUUUUACUGUAAUCAUGACAUACCAAGUGGAAACUCUACACAUACACUCAAGGUGUGAUGGCUGACGUCUUUACCUUCAAUAGCUUGACUUGGAGGUCUAUGUUUCCUACGUUGAUGUUUAUCGAUGUCUAAAUGUAUACAGUACUAAAAACAAAAGAAAUUCACAAAAUGCUCUCGCAAGUGUACAUAAAUGCUUCUAAUAAGAACCUUUAGUAGUUUUGUUAACAUACCAAAGUUUAUUUGUAUGCAUGCCUUUUAAGAUACUUUAGGAGAGUGAUUCAUGUUAAAAGAAGAAUUAUGUUUGCACAGAUAGAUUUUGUAAAUAUUUGGUUUGCUCUCAUUUUUGUAAAGCUUUAAACCAUACCACAUAAAAGGUAAAGAAUUGUGUUGGAAUAAAAACAAUAAAGGUCUGCAUGCUUGUAAUGUUCUAGUCA